AUGGGAAUCCUCUUCACCAGGAUAUGGAGACUGUUCAAUCACCAGGAACACAAAGUUAUCAUUGUUGGUCUGGAUAAUGCAGGGAAAACCACCAUUCUUUACCAAUUUUCUAUGAAUGAAGUUGUACAUACAUCCCCUACUAUAGGAAGUAAUGUUGAAGAAAUAGUAGUUAAUAAUACACGUUUCCUAAUGUGGGAUAUUGGCGGCCAAGAAUCUCUUCGUUCUUCAUGGAACACUUACUAUACUAACACUGAGUUUGUCAUAGUUGUUGUGGACAGUACAGACCGAGAGAGGAUUUCUGUAACUAGAGAAGAACUCUAUAAAAUGUUAGCACAUGAAGAUCUAAGAAAAGCUGGAUUGCUGAUUUUUGCUAACAAACAAGAUGUUAAAGAAUGCAUGACUGUAGCUGAAAUUUCCCAGUUUUUGAAGCUCACUUCAAUUAAAGAUCACCAGUGGCAUAUCCAGGCGUGCUGUGCUCUCACUGGUGAGGGAUUGUACCAAGGACUUGAAUGGAUGAUGUCACGACUUAAGAUUAGAUGAUCUCUACUGACCUCUAUUUGUAGACUUUGCAUAAAUGAAGUGCUGGACUAUAAUUAACCUGAAAGCUGCAAAAAUUAAUGGGUUAGAUAUAUUUAUAAUAAACUGACAAAUUUUUUCUAUAAGAAACAAAUUAAGACCACUUCUUUGAAAAGAAAGAUGGAGUCUCACGUUCCAGUUUGCUUUCACAUUAGUUUCUUCUGAAGUUAGGUCUUAAAGCUGUGAUUGACAUUUCUGUCAUGAUGAAUCCUCUCAGGACAUUGUGUAGUCUGUGGUAAGUAUAAAGGGAGAGGAAAGCAUUUUUAACUACAAGAGCUUUAUUAUCAGUAUAAACCUCCCUAAGAUGAAUGUUGUCUUUUUGUUUGAUUAAGUCAAAAAAUAUCAGCGGCAUAAGUAUUCAAUUUCCACUAUUUUUAAAUGUAUUGUUAAUAUGAGAAAGAUGUUUUGCAUCAGUUUGUAUAUGUAUUGUGUGUAUACCUCAAAUUUAGGUUAAUGGCUUUGAUUUCUAUACUAAAGAAAGGUGAAUAAUAUAUCUAACCUAAGUGAAUAACAUGCUUACUUAUACCUAGAAUGAAACCAGUACGUAGAUAUUGACAUGCCACUUAUACUUUGUCCUUUAUGUUCUCUGUUUUGUAUUAACAUACCCAGAAAAAUUUUGCACUGCUUCUUUAAAAAAAAAGAAAAAUGGAAAGUUUCUAAAUUUUGAGAAUGGGGACAGGGGUCAAACUUAAUCACUCACACACACACACACAAUAUGGUACACUGGAGUGGAAUUCUUAUGCAGUAGUUGAUUUAGUAUUAUGAACUGCCACUAAUUUAUUUCCAGAAUGUUCUUUUUUUUUUAAAGGACUAAUACUGUCUUAUUUAAGUAAUCUUGUAUUUGAAAUUAUGAGAAUACAAUUUAAGAAGUAAAUUUCCAAAGUCAAUUAUGAAAAAAAACAUCUAAAUGUGUCUUCAAAUGGUGUAACCCUUCAAAGAUUCUGAAGUAUUGGUUUUAGUUA
This is a messenger RNA of Gracilinanus agilis (Agile Gracile Mouse Opossum), 1538 nucleotides long. RefSeq names its product ADP-ribosylation factor-like protein 5A. Bases 1 to 540 code for a protein of 179 amino acids. Gene Ontology annotation, biological process: protein localization to Golgi membrane; intracellular protein transport; vesicle-mediated transport. Gene Ontology annotation, cellular component: trans-Golgi network; cytoplasm. Gene Ontology annotation, molecular function: GTP binding; GTPase activity. Lineage: Eukaryota; Metazoa; Chordata; Mammalia; Didelphimorphia; Didelphidae. The record is from RefSeq and is a predicted model, not a curated record. The transcript has a single exon.